AUGCUGACGGAGCAUUUCUUUGUCGCGAAGGUGGCACGCCCCCGACCACUGACGAACGUGGGGUUCGGCUUUCUGCCCGCGCCCGACGAUGCUUUCCGGGAGGAGGAUGCAGGCUCUCCACCUAUGUGGAUCGAGAGCAUCACCAUCUACCCGCACAGCCUCACGGGCGAGCUGCCCUUUGUCUCGCAUCGAAAUCUCGAGGUGCUCACAGACGACGACUUAGUGUGCAAAGAUGGUCAGGCAUCCUCCCAGUGCGCCAGACUUUACAGAAAGGAAUUCCACCGCUAG
Messenger RNA from Symbiodinium natans, 288 nucleotides. The record is from the annotation of a GenBank genome assembly. Lineage: Eukaryota; Dinophyceae; Suessiales; Symbiodiniaceae.